This is a messenger RNA of Bufo bufo (common toad), 5812 nucleotides long. It is a transcript of the gene PBRM1, whose product is annotated as polybromo 1. The record is from RefSeq and is a predicted model, not a curated record. Gene Ontology annotation, cellular component: RSC-type complex. NCBI's taxonomy places the organism in Eukaryota, Metazoa, Chordata, Amphibia, Anura, Bufonidae. Gene Ontology annotation, molecular function: protein binding; chromatin binding. Gene Ontology annotation, biological process: chromatin remodeling.
UUCGCGGCCUGUUUGUUUCGCACACAGCUCAUUGAACUCGGUUUUGUGUGUAGAUACAGGCCGGAGCUUUGUGCAGACCUGGCGACUCCUGGGUGGCAGCGGCAGCGCCUGUCCGGAUGGCGGCGGCGUUCGGACAAUAUUGAACCAAUGAGCUCCAAGAGGCGCAGGGCCACGUCCCCAUCCAGCAGUGUCAGCGGGGGGGACUUUGACGAUUCCCCGCACACCACAAGUACCCCAAGCUCUGGCAGGAAACGCAGGAGACUCGCUACCGUGCCAAAUGUGGACCCAAUCGCCGUGUGCCAUGAACUGUACAACACGGUCAGGGACUAUAAAGACGAGCAAGGUCGCAUUCUUUGUGAGCUUUUUAUUAGAGCACCGAAACGCAGGAACCAGCCAGAUUAUUAUAACAUCAUUUCCCAACCCAUUGACUUGAUGAAAAUCCAGCAGAAGCUGAAGAUGGAUGAGUAUGAGGAUGUCGGCCUGCUGACUGCAGACUUCCAGUUACUCUUUCAGAAUGCAAAGACGUAUUAUAAGUCUGAUACUUCAGAAUACAAAGCAGCUUGUAAGUUGUGGGACCUUUACCUACGCACACGUAAUGAGUUUAUCCAGAAGGGUGAAUGUGAAGAUGAUGAGGAUGACGAAGAGGAUACACAGGACACUCCAGAAGUAGAGACUUCACAGAAAUACUUAAAGCCCAUCUUGGAACAGCUGCUGGAAUCUGUAACCACUGCUGCGGAUCCGAAUGGCAGACUGAUAAGUGAACUCUUUCAGAAAGUCCCUUCUAAAGUGCAUUACCCAGACUACUACGCCAUAAUAAAAGAUCCGAUUGAUCUGAAAUCAAUUGCCCAAAGGAUUCAGUCGGGUCAUUACAAAAACUUAAAUGCAAUGGCCAAGGAUAUUGAUCUACUAGCAAAGAAUGCCAAGACCUAUAACGAACCAGGUUCCCAGGUGUUCAAGGACGCCAACACAAUCAAGAAACUGUUUGCACUUAAAAAGUCUGAACUGGACUGCACUGAGUACUCCAAAUCAAGUCUCCGCAGCAGGAACAAGAGGCCGGCACAAGGGGAUCGAUUAUCUGCCAUCACAAUGGCUCUCCAGUACGGCUCAGAGAGUGAGGACGAUGCUUCUCUAAACGCAGCACCAUCCAUCCGCUAUGAGGAAGGAGAGUCAGAAGGAGAAAGCAUCACCUCAUUCAUGGAUAUAUCCAGCCCAUUAUAUCAGCUUUAUGAGACCGUUCGAUCUUGUCGAAAUAACCAGGGUCAACUGAUUGCUGAACCGUUCUUCCACCUCCCGUCAAAGAAGAAGUAUCCAGAUUAUUACCAGCAGAUCAAGAACCCCAUAGCUCUACAGCAGAUUAGAACAAAACUAAAGAACCAAGACUAUGAUAAUCUGGAUCAUCUGGAGGCAGAUUUAAAUUUGAUGUUUGAGAAUGCAAAGCGCUAUAAUGUCCCAAAUUCAGCAAUUUACAAGCGGGUCUUUAAACUGCAGCAGCUAAUGCAGGCUAAAAAGAAAGAGCUGGCUCGCAGAGACCUCGAUAUAGAGGACGGAGACAGCAUGAUUUCCUCCGCCACAUCUGACACCGGCAGCGCAAAGAGGAAGAGCAAGAAAAACGUUCGGAAACAGAGGAUGAAGAUUCUGUUCAACGCGGUCCUAGAGGCCCGGGAGACUAUUAGCAAUCGUCGCCUUUGUGAACUUUUCAUGUUUAAACCAUCUAAAAAAGACUACCCAGAUUAUUAUAAGAUUAUCCUGGAACCCAUGGACUUAAAAACGAUCGAACACAAUAUCCGCACUGACAAAUAUGCCACAGAGGACGCCAUGAUGGACGACAUGAAGCUGAUGUUCCGGAACGCCUGGCACUAUAAUGAAGAAGCUCACAGGAUAGUCAUGACCAAUCCCUUUAAGUGGCAGUUUUUCAUAAUUUUUGGAGAAGAGGUCUACAACGAUGCUCACGUUUUGGAGAAGAUCCUCAAGGAGAAAAGGAAAGAGCUUGGUACUUUGCCAGAUGACGACGAUGUGGCUUCACCGAAGCUCAAGCUAAGUAGAAAAAGUGGAAUAUCUCCAAAGACCAAAUAUCUGAGCCCCAUGCAGCUAAAACUGAAUGAAGUGUAUGAAGCCGUAAAGAAUUACACAGAUAAGCGUGGCAGACGUCUCAGCGCCAUCUUUCUGCGUCUUCCUUCCCGCUCCGAGCUCCCAGACUACUAUGUGACCAUCAAAAAGCCCAUCGACAUGGAAAAGAUCCGGAGUCACAUAAUGGCCAACAAGUACCAAGACAUAGAUGCCAUGUUCGAGGACUUUGUCAUCAUGUUCAAUAACGCAUGCACUUACAAUGAGCCAGAGUCCUUAAUUUACAAGGAUGCUUUGGUUCUUCAUAAGGUACUGGAGACCCGUAGAGAUAUUGAAGGCGAUGAGGAUUCCCAUGUUCCUAAUGUAACUUUGCUCAUCCAGGACCUCAUACACAUCUGUUUUGUGUCCAUGAUGAGCCAUCAGGAUGAUGAAGGAAGAUGUUAUAGUGAUUCUCUGGCUGAAAUUCCUCUGCAGUUGAUCUAAAUUCCAAAGAGGCCUCCUCUGACAUUUGAGAAUCGAAAGAACGUGGAAAACAAUCGCUCGAGACUCGACCUUUUCCAGGAGCACAGGUUUGAGGUUCUGGAAAGAGCACGGCGAAUGAAUAGGACGGACUCUGAAAUCUACGAGGACUCUGUCGAGCUUCAACAGUUCUUUAUUAAGAUACGAGAUGAACUUUGCAAGAAUGGCGAGAUCCUCCUUUCUCCAGCCUUGAGCUAUACUACCAAGCACCUGCACAAUGAUGUCGAAAAAGAGAGAAGGAGAAAGCUACCUAAAGAACUAGAAGAAGACAAAGUCAAAAGAGAGGAAGAGAAAAAAGAAGCUGAGAAGAGUGAAGAUCCCGGAGGAGUUUCUGGUCAGUCUGGACAAUACCGAACCUACAGCCAAGACUGCAGUUUUCGAACAGCAUUACAUGUUGGGGAUUAUGUGUAUGUGGAUCCUGCAGAGGCAAACCUCCUCCACACAUUGUCCUUUAUUGAGCGCCUCUGGAGAAAUUCCUACAGAAGGAAGUCUUUCAAGAGUGACUACUAUAACAAGGUCCCUGUAAAUAAAAUCCUUGGCAAGUUGUGUGAUGUUUGUGAAGGUAAGAAUUACUUCAAUUUGGCCCCGAAAAACUUUCGAGAUGAGGAUGUGUAUGUAUGUGAAUCUAGGUAUUCUGCCAAAACCAAAUUUAAGAAGAUUAAGUUAUGGACCAUGCCCUCAGGUUCAGUGCGCUUCAGGCCCAGAGAAAUACCUCUGCCCGUUGUGAGAGUGGCUUCAGUGUUUGCACAUAAAGAUAAGGUAGACGAGAUGCCCUCAGAAAACAUGGAGGACACAAAGGAUGAGGAUAUCACACUCUGUCUGGAAAAGGAAAAAGAAGAUGUACCUGUUGAUAUGCCCAAUGGGGAACCUGGGUGCUAUUAUUAUGAGCAGCUUCGGUACAAUGACAUGUGGCUGAAGGUUGGAGACUGUGUAUUUAUCAAGUCACAUGGAUUAGUUAGGCCAAGAGUGGGCAGAAUCGAAAAAAUGUGGCUUCGAGAUGGGGCAGCUUAUUUCUUUGGCCCAAUAUUUAUUCAUCCCGAAGAAACAAUCCAUGAGCCAACCAAAAUGUUCUACAAGAAGGAAGUGUUCUUGAGUAAUUUAGAAGAAACCUGCCCCAUGACCUGUAUUUUAGGAAAGUGUGGAGUCUUAUCCUUCAAAGAUUUUCUGUCUUGCCGUCCAACGGAAAUCCCUGAAAAUGAUGUACUGCUUUGUGAGAGUCGCUACAAUGAGAGCGACAAGCAAAUGAAGAGGUUUAAAGGGUUAAAAAGGUUUUCUCUGUCUGCUAAAGUUGUGGAUGAUGAAAUCUAUUAUUUUAGGAAACCCAUUGUCCCUCAAAAAGAGCCGUCUCCACUUUUGGAAAAGAAGAUCCAAGAUUUGGAGGCGAAAUUUGCAGAGUUGGAGGGCGGUGAUGACGAUAUUGAAGAUAUGGGAGAUGAUGAUGGAGAGAUGUUGGAGGCCCCAUCCCUCCCACAGCUCCAAACGCCCAUGACUAGUGAAUUAGAGCUCUUGCAAUACACUCCCCAACAGGGCGCCGCUCAACCAAGCUCCCCCCGAUGCACCGACGACCUGACGCCAGCGGUCAGGCUGCCCUCCCCUUCCUCAUUGACGCAAGGGGAAAACCUAACAGAGGCAGAACCCACUGAGACACCCAGUGACAGACAAACGAAAGAUGGCGAACCAGGGGAGACAGUGGACAGCAAAUUACCCAAACAGGUGUUAGACAUCGUAAAGUCAACACCUAAGUCUGGCAAGAACAGCACUAAGAAAGAAGGAGGCAAGAGGAAGAUUAACAUGAGCGGUUACAUCCUCUUCAGUAGCGAAAUGAGGGCAAUUAUAAAAGCUCAACAUCCCGACUACUCCUUUGGUGAACUCAGCAGAUUGGUAGGAACAGAGUGGCGGAACCUGGAGGCAACAAAAAAAGCAGAUUAUGAAGAACGUGCUGCCAAAGUAGCAGAGCAGCAAGAAAGGGAGCGAGCAGCACAGCAGCAACAGCAGCAGCAGAACUCUUCUCCCAGAGCUGGCACUCCUGUGGGAGCUCUAAUGGGAGUUGUACCUCCACCAACACCGAUGGGAAUGCUUAACCAGCAGAUGACACCGGCCUCAGGCAUGAUAGGGGGCUAUCCGCCUGGCCUGCCACCCAUGCAGGGCCCAGUUGAUGGCAUUAUUAGCAUGGGCAGCAUGCAGCCUCAUCAUCAUGGGGUGUUACCACCUCACCACCUCCUUCCUCCAGGUAUACCAGGCCUACCGGGCAUCCCGCUGCAGGGGGUCAUGGCCCAAGGGGUGUCUUCUAUGGUAGGGACAACUGCAGCUGGAAACAACCCUUACAAUCAGCAGAUUGGUCUUCUAGUCCAACCCGGGCAGCAGGCACCGCCGCCUUAUCCAGGUCAGACUCAAGCUAAUCAGCCUGUCAUGCAGCAGCCAUCAACCCCAAUAUUUGUUGCACCCCCUCCAAGGACUCAAAGGUUACUCCAUUCUGAAGCGUACUUGAAAUAUAUUGAAGGCUUAACAGCAGAAUCUAAUUGCAUCAGCAAAUGGGACCAGACAUUGUCAGCUCGGAGACGAGAUAUCCACUUAUCCAAAGAACAGGAGAGCCGACUUCCUUCCCACUGGUUGAAGAGCAAAGGGGCCCACACAACCAUGGCCAACGCCUUGUGGCGCCUGCGAGAUCUCAUGCUUAGAGACACCCUAAACAUCCGCCAGGCGUACAACAUUGAAAACGUCUAACCUCUCACUACUGUUUUCCCUUUCAUACCAAGAUACUUUUUGUGGAUCAAUUGAUGUUUUUAGUGACUGGAGGCCAAUAUUUUUUAUUGCAUUUCUGUACAUUGUAAGACCAUUUUGAUAUGAGGACAUUUUUAAUGAUCUUAUUUUGAUUGCAUUGCUUUUUUUCGUUAUGUAUUAAGUUGUCAAAUACAAAGUUUUUACAUGUUUUCGGUUGUGUUUCUGGGGUUCAGUGUCCACGAUGCUCAUGGCUGGUGUGUUGGGUGCAUAGUUUUUUAUUGUAAUUGUGGGUUCAGCUGUACCACACACUGCCAUUAUUUUAAAUUAAAUGUUUUUGUCACUACACUGGCCUAUGGUCUUACUGCAUUUAUGUACUUUUAUCCUUGCCAGGCUUAUUACACCACCAUCAUUCAAGGGCUGCACAUGCAUUAUAUUUUGAAUACGUCCCUUUUAUCCAUAUUAAAGGGUUUAUCUGAAAAUUAAAGAAAAUAUUUAUCUAGAGUACUGU